CGAGCCCUUCUCGCUUUCUGUACAAAGAAAUCAAAUUCUCUAUCAGUUUACUGAGAGAAGAAGAAAGUAAAUUCUGUGUUCUUCGUCCGGCCAAAGAAUUUCUGUCUAUUUGAAGAAGAAGAAGAAGUCUGAAAAGGGAGGGGAUGUACGCAGCAGGAUCCGCGCGAAAGUCAUUCAAGGAUUCUCUCAAGGUCCUUCAAGCCGAUAUUGAGCACGUCAACACACUAGCUUCUGAUAUUUCCAGGGAGUAUGAUGGUGCUUGUCUUCAGAUGCGAAUGUCUUAUAGUCCAGCAGCACACCUGUUUCUUUUCCUAGUUAAAUGGACGGAUUGUCACCUUGCUGGUGCACUUGGUCUGUUGAGGAUUCUAAUCUACAAGGUUUAUGUUGAUGGAUCCACGACAAUGUCUAUCCAUGAGAGGAAAGCGAGUAUCAGAGAAUUCUAUGGUGUUAUAUAUCCUUCAUUGUUGCAACUUGAAAGAGGGGUUAAUGAUUCAGAAGAUACACAACAACAUAGAACAAUCGAAAGGUACUGCAGAAGAAGAGACGAGAAUGAAAACAGACAAUGUUCAGACAUUGAAACUGAAAGAGAAGAAGAAUGUGGUAUAUGUAUGGAGAUGAAUAGUAAGAUUGUUCUUCCUAAUUGCAAUCACGCCAUGUGCUUGAAAUGUUACCAUGAAUGGCGCACAAGAUCACAGUCUUGCCCAUUUUGCCGUGAUAGCCUGAAGAGGGUCGGUUCUGGCGAUCUUUGGAUGCUAAUGGACAGCCGGGACAUAGUUGACAUGACGACAUUGACGAGAGAAAAUGUGAGACGACUUUUCAUGUAUAUAGAUAAGUUGCCUCUUGUUCUUCCUGCUGCAUUCUUGGGGCCUUAUGAUACUCAUCUUAGGUAGUUAUUUUAUGUCCAAAAUUGUACAUCACAUUCACUGUGUAAAGUUUUUUAACUUUCUAAUUCUGAAACCAGGACAUGCAAAUUCCAUGUUUUAUUAAUAACAAUAAUAUAUGGUUUC
This is a messenger RNA of Impatiens glandulifera, 1007 nucleotides long. Its product is annotated as E3 ubiquitin-protein ligase AIRP2-like. The coding region runs from base 144 to 890 and encodes 248 amino acids. The record is from RefSeq and is a predicted model, not a curated record. Gene Ontology annotation, biological process: protein ubiquitination. Gene Ontology annotation, molecular function: ubiquitin protein ligase activity. The transcript is spliced from 5 exons. Lineage: Eukaryota; Viridiplantae; Streptophyta; Magnoliopsida; Ericales; Balsaminaceae.